Gordionus sp. m RMFG-2023 is the source of this 2004-nucleotide messenger RNA. Its product is annotated as glucose-6-phosphate 1-dehydrogenase-like. NCBI's taxonomy places the organism in Eukaryota, Metazoa, Nematomorpha, Gordioida, Chordodea, Parachordodidae. Gene Ontology annotation, biological process: glucose metabolic process; pentose-phosphate shunt, oxidative branch. Bases 59 to 1741 code for a protein of 560 amino acids. The transcript has 12 exons. The record is from RefSeq and is a predicted model, not a curated record. Gene Ontology annotation, molecular function: NADP binding; glucose-6-phosphate dehydrogenase activity. Gene Ontology annotation, cellular component: cytosol.
UAGUUUGAAAUUGGACAAAAUAUUUUUUUUGAAAGUCAUCAUUACUACACCAUAUAUUAUGACACCAAAACAAGAGUCUAUUAACUUCUUUAUAAUUUUUGGCGCCUCUGGUGAUUUGGCUAAGAAAAAGAUUUAUCCGACUUUGUGGUAUCUUUUUGAGAAACAACUUUUGCCUAUAAACAUUUUUAUAUGUGGAUAUGCACGAAGUCAAAUUAAAGUUGAUGUUAUUAUGCAACAUGCUGAAAAAUACAUGAAAGUUAAACCUAGUGAUAAGUCAGAUGCAUACAAAGAUUUUGUAAGUAGAAAUUAUUUUGUCCAAGGGUCAUAUGAUAAUGAUGAACAAUUUAAAAUAUUAAAUCAAGAACUUGAAUCUAUCACACAAAAAACAAUUAAAGAAAAACUUUAUAAAUCAUUAGAUGAUAGAAUAAAUAUAUACGAAGAAGAUGAAAAUGAGAAAGAUAUUGUAAACUGCUAUAUUGGGGAUGAUGGAUAUAAAGAAAUGCAAGAUCUAAUUGAUGUUCAAGCAGGUGGAGAUAAAAACUACGAUGGAAUUCAAGUCAAUUAUUUAUUUUACUUGGCCCUUCCACCCAAUGUUUAUGCAUCUGUCACAACUAUGAUCAAUCACCACUGCUUAAGUAAAAAUGGCUGGACCAGAAUGAUCAUAGAGAAACCAUUCGGUAAAGAUUUAGAGAGUUCUAGCAAAUUAUCUGCUCAUAUCUCUCAGCUUUUUGAUGAAAGUCAGAUUUAUCGAAUUGAUCAUUACCUUGGUAAAGAGAUGGUGCAGAAUAUGCUAAUAUCUAGGUUUGGAAAUAAGAUAUUCUCGACCCUGUGGAAUAGGGACAAUAUAGCCUGCGUUAUAAUCACCUUUAAAGAAGACAUUGGAACCGAGGGUAGAUCUGGUUAUUUUGAUCAAUAUGGUAUCAUCAGGGAUGUUAUGCAAAAUCACCUGCUUCAAUUGUUGUGUGUGACAGCUAUGGAAAAACCGAUUUCCCUCAAUGCCGACAAUAUCAGGAAUGAAAAGGUCAGAGUGCUACGCAGUAUAAAGAGUGUUGAACCAGCUAACGUAAUAUUAGGCCAAUACAUGGGAAACCCAGAAUACCACCCUUCACAACAUCCAGCUGGAGCCGAGGAUCAAAGCAAGGGCUACUUUGAUGAUCCAAACAUUCCCAAAGAUUCCACUACUCCUACAUUCGCCACCGCGGUUCUCUUCAUCGAGAAUGAGCGGUGGGACGGGGUGCCCUUCAUACUCAAGUGCGGCAAAGCCCUCAACGAAAGAACUACUUUCAUCCGUAUUCAAUUCAAGGAUGUCGCGGGUGACAUAUUUCCCGUUGGCGCUCUUAAAAGGAACGAAUUAGUGAUAAGAGUUCAACCUAAUGAAGCUGUCUACAUGAAAUUCAUGACCAAACAACCUGGCAUGGAUUGCCACCUGGUGGAGACAGAAUUGAAUCUCACCUUCAAUCAAAGAUAUAAGGGUAUGGUAACUCCCGACGCCUACGAGCGGUUGAUCAUAGACGCCUUCGCUGGUAAUCAAAUUAACUUUGUGCGCACGGACGAAUUGCACGAAGCCUGGCGGAUAUUUACCCCGCUUCUGCAUAAGAUCGAGAAGGAGAUAAUAAAACCCAUUCCUUACAUCUUUGGAAGUCGAGGUCCUAAAGAAUCUGACGAAAUUGCCAAAAAAUAUGGGUACAUUUUUACGGGCACGUAUAUAUGGCGGCCCGACGAGCAAAAAGAUAAGAAAUAAGUCAACGAAAUAAAACUCAAAACUUGAAAAAUCUCACCUUAUAACUUAGAAAUUCUACCAUAUUCGCAAAAUAUUUUAACAAAUUUCGCACUAUUUUUUCCCCCAUAUUUAUAAUUGUAAUUUUUAGCACAAAAUUUUAUAAUUAUAAUAUAAUUUAAUUCUUUGUAGUAAUACUCAAAUAUUUACGCAAACGCAAUCAUUGUAUAUAUGUGAUAAUGAUACUAGUCAAAUUAUUUUAUAUUUUUUAAAAAAAAUGAAUAAUA